AUGGGAAAAAAGCAGCUACUCUGGAUGAUUGCGUUGGCUCUUUUGGCCGUUAUAGCUCUUGGCCGUUGGAUUGCGGACGCCCUUGACUUUCAGCACAGACAUCGGCAGGGCAACCUGGGGUCACCACAAGGUACAUCAGAACACGCCUAUAAGCAACAAUCAGAGGCUUCUGGCGAUACAGUGUAUCAUGACUACGCGCUUCCUAGCUGGUACCACUCGUAUGCUGAGAUGUUAGAAGAGCUGCAGAGACUGGGGUCUUCUUGUGGCCUCGAAUUGAUGCAGAAGACGGAAGACGGCGUUAGGGUGGACUUCUUCGUACUGAAGGCGAGUUCGAUCCCAUCCGAACGCCUUUUUCUUCUCGCUGGAGACCACGCCCGAGAGGUCGUUGCCCCUGAAGUUGUGUUUGCCUUCCUGAAGACCCUCUGCAGGGGCGAGGGGCUUCCCCAGGAGAGAGCCAGCCUCCAUGCACGGAGAAGCAAUCUGGAGGUUAUGGCUGUGCUCAGUGUUAGCUCCGCAGCGAGAGAAGCGGGGGCAUACUGCAUGCGAACUAAUCCGAGGGGUGCAGACCUCAACCGCGACUGGGAAGCCUCAGCAGCAGCAGCCACUAUAGGCCUAGCAAGGGUAGGGCGCCCCCAACAACCUGAGACGCGCAUCCUUCAGUCUGUGCUGAAAGAGUACCAGCCAACUGCUUUCGUGUCUGUGCACUCGGGGGAUUACGGUGUCUAUCUGCCAAGUGGCGCUCCAUCAAGGCCUCAAGAAAGGCACUUUUCUAGCGACCGUGAUGGUCCCUCCUCCAGUUUUGCAGAGGGCACAUUCAUGGGGGCGGCAUCGAAGCAGGAGACCGUUGCUGGGCAAGUUCGAGCCUCCGCCUGCGUCCUGGAGGACCAGCCGUGCGAUUUUGGCUCUAUUGCGAACUUCUUCCAUGCGAAAGGCAACGAACUCGACUGGGUGAUGCACACCCUGGGAGCCCCCACAGGGCAAGCCACCGUUGUCUUGGCCCUGGAGGUGUAUCGACAGCAGCGCCCCGCCCUGAAAACCGCCGUAUCAGAGCUCAUCUCCCUUCUGGGAGCCACCGAGGCCCUUCUUGAGACGCCGCUCCCCGAGGUGGGAGCAGUGGCGGAUUUGCUGCCUGUGCCCCUUGCCGGGCAUAAAAGCCGCUUCUUAGCGGGGGCCCCCCCGACAGGGCGACAAGACGCUGAGAGCCUCACCGCCUGGCAGCUCGCGAGGCCCCCGGGGGACCGCAUAAGCUGCUUCCUACAUUUUAACCCCUCAAGUAGGGGGGGGCUCAGGGCAGUUGUUGACCACUGGGUCGGUACCCUUUUCGCCCUCGUGCAGGCCCUAUAG
Molecule: messenger RNA, 1344 nt
Organism: Cyclospora cayetanensis
Lineage: Eukaryota; Apicomplexa; Conoidasida; Eucoccidiorida; Eimeriidae
Exons: 3
Coding region: 1-1344 (447 amino acids)
Biological process (GO): proteolysis
Molecular function (GO): zinc ion binding; metallocarboxypeptidase activity
Source: RefSeq, a predicted model, not a curated record